Messenger RNA from Cheilinus undulatus (humphead wrasse), 2218 nucleotides. It is a transcript of the gene mcmdc2, whose product is annotated as minichromosome maintenance domain containing 2. Gene Ontology annotation, molecular function: ATP binding; DNA binding; single-stranded DNA helicase activity. Lineage: Eukaryota; Metazoa; Chordata; Actinopteri; Labriformes; Labridae. Gene Ontology annotation, biological process: double-strand break repair via break-induced replication. The transcript has 15 exons. Bases 36 to 2072 code for a protein of 678 amino acids. The record is from RefSeq and is a predicted model, not a curated record.
CGUAGCAAAGCACUAUUUACACACUUUUAACGAAAAUGUCUGAAAUUCUGUCGUUAAAAGAAUCAGUUCUGUUUUAUUUAGAUAGAAGUGGCGGCCUUCAAAAACUGAUGGAAGACUGCAGACGGUUCAAUGACCCUCAACAGGUGGAGGCGGUAUACAGGUUUUGUAUCAGUGUGAAUCCCUCUGAUGUGACAGAGGUAGAUGCUGUAUUAGGCGACUACGUUUUGCGGAAUCCUCUAAAAGCUACAGCUCUGUUUCAGUCUGUUUGCUUCCUUGCCAUAAAGACACUUUCACUAGUUGAAAAAAUACACACAGAGAGCCAGGUGAAUGUAAUAUUGAAGUUGACACACCUGCCUCCAUUCCCUGAGUACAUGCUGGACCUCUGGAGUUUUCCUCGUGGGUAUGGUCCCAUGAGGCCUGUCUCCAUGGAGGGUCUGGUCAUUGCCAUGACAAGGGUCACCAAAUACACCCAGGGGGCCCGGUUCCUGUGCAUUAAUGAUGACUGUCCCUGCUCUACAGGGUUUCACCACAUUCGUGUCCAUGCACCCGGAGCCACAGAGUCAGCUACCGUGAGAAACGACUUCAGCUGCAUGGUCUGCAGCUCCCCACUAAAAGAGGAUGUGAAGUUUAGAGUGCUGGGAGACAAACAGCUUGUGGAGCUGAUCCAUGUCAAAGCACUGGACGCUCUUAGUACUCUUCAGCAAGGCUCCUUCAGGUUCCAGUCUGUCACCCUGUUUCUCAGAGAUGAGCUGUGUAACUCAAUGAAGAUCGGCCGACACUACAGAGUGUUAGGUAUUCCUGCGCAUGUGCACCAGUGGCCCAAUGUCACCUGGAGUGUAGAGACAAAUAACAUCCAACCAUGGGAGCCAAAGAGUCCCAAUAAAGUCAGUCCCCGCUUUCAGGAGCUCUUGAAGGCCACAGCAGGUUUCCCCUUGAGGUUCUCUGCAAUUGUGGCUCACUGCUUUGGGUUGCACGUGGCUCCUCCAGGCCUUCACAACACCUUGAAGCUGGGCUUGCUGCUCAGCUUGGUGCAGACAAGAGCAGGUCCAAAUGACACAUUUAACAACUUGGAUCUUCUAGUCGUCACCACAGACCCUCUCAUUCUAGACAGACUAAUGACAUAUAGCCUGGGCUUGGCACGUCCUGGGGUCAGGCAUCAAGCCUCAGGGGAGAUGUUUGCAUCUCUAUCCCGGGAUGAACAUGGGGCAGGCACUGCUAACAUUCACGCUGGCUCUGCCCUGCUUGCCACUGGUGGUGUGUGCAUGUUUGGAGAUUUGGGCGGUUACAGAAAGGACAGACUGGAUGCUAUUCAGUCAGUCCUGGAGAGCAGCACAGUGUCUGUUUUCAUCCCAGGGAAAAAGUAUGGAGAAGAUGCAGAUGAGCAGUUAACUUUCCCAGUGCAAUGCAGCUUCUGGGCCAUCACCGAUGUCUCUCGGCGGUCUGGAAAGUCAGACUCUGACAUACUGGGAACAGCACAGGAACUGGGCCCUGUGUCGCUGCAGCUGGCAGACACCUUUGGCCUUGUCAUUCAGUGUAGAGACAUAGGAGAGCAGGCCCUUCUUGCCCAGACUGUCCACACCCUCCAGCAGGCUGUACAACCCAGAAAACCCCUCUACACAUCCAGCUGGGAGUUUUCAACUCAAGACUACCAGGAGCUCAUAGCUUAUGCUCAGAGUCUUCAAGUGCAGCUCAGCCCUGGAGCAGAGAAAAUCAUUCACGGCUACUACAUGGCGAGCAGACGAGUCCGAACACAGAGUGAGGGUGUCAAGAUGUCUGUGGCCUCAAUCAAACUACUGAUCUCUCUGGCUGAAGCUCACUGCAAGUUAUGUCUCAGAACACAAGUGCUGGAAGAGGAUGCUAUGAUAGCCGUGCUCCUCUGUGAGAACUCAGUCACUCUGAAGCAUGGGGCCUCUGCUUUGGUUAUUCCACCAGAUGCAGCCUUUCCUUGUGAUUUGAGAGCAGAGGAUGGCUUGCACAAGAGGGACGUGACCCUGGAUGAGCUCCACCAGAACAUCCUACGCUUCAUCUACACCUACGCACCGGGAGCAGACACAUACAUUACAGAGGAGUAAGACCUCGCUAAAGGUGCAAAAGAACACAGUGUUCGAGUCAAAUGGGCAAUAUAGGUGGUGGCCAGUAUCAACACGUCUAGUUUGGACAGCUUGGUGUCUGGUGGCACGGACGGCAAAGUCCUCUGGAGCUCCAGGAACGCGGUCCU